Fomitopsis serialis is the source of this 1146-nucleotide messenger RNA. RefSeq lists its product as uncharacterized. NCBI's taxonomy places the organism in Eukaryota, Fungi, Basidiomycota, Agaricomycetes, Polyporales, Fomitopsidaceae. The transcript is spliced from 4 exons. The record is from RefSeq and is a predicted model, not a curated record. Bases 1 to 1146 code for a protein of 381 amino acids.
AUGCGCAGCCCCGUCAUCGCGUUCUCCAUCCUCGCCGCGGCGGUCAGCCCGUCUCUCGUUGCUGGCGCUCCGACCUCGCCCAACCCCAACUCCGCGGCCGCGCACUCCCCUCGUCAGUUCUCCGGCGCCAUGAACCAUCUCGGCGCCACGGACGGCCUUCCGCUCCAGCCCCCAGCCGGUGUCCCCGCCGUCCCCGCCACUCCUGGGCAGGCAAGCAAGGCGCUUACGGCCCCUUCGCUUCUCUCUGGUAUCUUCGGCGGCGGACAGGACACAGGCUCAAACUCCAACAACAAGCCUGACCCUACUACCCACCGCCAGGCCGAGCAGCAGCAGCAUAACCCUUCUUCGUCUUCCCUCGACGCGUACACGAGCCACGCCAGGCGCGCGUCGGACCAGAACACCGCCGGUGGAAACGGGUACACAGGUGCUACCAGCGACACUUCUGGAGGCUCUGUUGUCUCUGUCUCGCACGGCGGUGAUGAGUUUGAGGGUGAAGGUGGUGAAGGUGAAGGUGAAGACACCCUCACCAACGAUGGCAACACUGGUGGUGCCGCCGGCGAGGGGUUCAGCGGUUUCAGCUACGGCGGUGACGGUGACGGCAAGGGCGCAGGUGGUAACGCCUACUCCGGUGCAGUUGGUCCCUCGGAGGGUGGUGACGUAGUCAGUGCCAGCGACCAUGGUAUCGACAACACCGCUGCUAAUGCUGGGGGCGUCGGUGGCUUCGACGAGUCCGGUGACGCGCAAGGUGGUGACGCCGCGGGCAACAUCGUCGACGGCGUGAACACUGAGAACUACACCCGUCGCAAGCGUGCGCAGGACUCUGGCACUGCGGGUGGUAACGCCUACACGGGUGCCAGCAGCGACGUCGAUGGUGGCAACGUCAUCAACCAUUCCGACGAGGAAGGCGAGACCUUCAACGAUGCGGCCCAGACUGGUGGCGACGCUGGGGAAACCUACUCUGGCGAAGCGAACGGUGGCGAAGGCGAUGGCUUCGGCCCUGGUGGCAACGCGUACAGCGGCGCGACGGGCAGUGCUGUCGGCGGCACCGUCGUCAACGACGGUGGUUUUGUUGAGAACGAGGACACGGUCACUGGCGGCGAAGGGGGCGAGAGCGAGAGCGGCGAUGCUGAGGGUGGCGACGCUUGA